This is a messenger RNA of Asparagus officinalis (garden asparagus), 2291 nucleotides long. RefSeq names its product probable E3 ubiquitin-protein ligase ARI8. Gene Ontology annotation, biological process: positive regulation of proteasomal ubiquitin-dependent protein catabolic process; protein polyubiquitination; ubiquitin-dependent protein catabolic process. Bases 180 to 1934 code for a protein of 584 amino acids. The record is from RefSeq and is a predicted model, not a curated record. Gene Ontology annotation, molecular function: zinc ion binding; ubiquitin conjugating enzyme binding; ubiquitin protein ligase activity. The transcript has 15 exons. Lineage: Eukaryota; Viridiplantae; Streptophyta; Magnoliopsida; Asparagales; Asparagaceae. Gene Ontology annotation, cellular component: ubiquitin ligase complex; cytoplasm.
CCGGUUGGUGGCCAUCGGUACAAAAGGUACAGAAAAACCCCUCUGCAACCUUCUCAAACUGAAAAACCCCAUUAAACAAAGUCAAAAACCCUAUGUAUCCAUCGUCUCCGUCAAAAUCCGCUCAAACCCUAGGGUUUCCUUGCUAGAGAUCGAUCGGGGUUCUCGGAUUGGGGGAAUAUAUGGACUCUGAUGAAGAGAUGCACGACUGCUACAGCGACGAGGAUGUCGGAUUUGGGAGCGAUGAUAAGGAUCUCGUCGAUGAUGAUGAUGAUUACGUCUACGGCGACGAGGAGUCGGAUGAUUCUGAUGAUCGCCCUUCUCAUCGGCAGCAAAACUAUACUGUUCUGAGUGAAGUUGACAUAGAGAAAUCCCAAGAAGAAGAUGUGGCUAGACUGUCAAAUGUGCUUUCUAUUUCAAGAGUUGAUUCGUGCGUCCUUCUUUGCCACUAUAAUUGGAAUGUCAGUAAGGUGCAUGAUGAAUGGUUUGCGGAUGAAGGAAAUGUGCGAAAGUCUGUUGGUUUGCUGGAGCAGCCAGUCAUAAUUCUGGAUGCGAGGGAAUUAACUUGCAGGAUAUGCUUUGAAAACUAUCCACGUCAUGAAAUGAGUUCAGUUGCCUGUGGCCAUCAAUUUUGCCAUGGAUGCUGGAGAGGUUAUAUUGGCACAUCAGUAAAUGAUGGCCCAGGUUGUCUGACGCUACGAUGCCCUGACCCAUCUUGUAAUGCUGCUGUUGGUCCAGACAUGAUCAGUAACUUUGUCUCUGAUGAGGAUAAAGAAAAGUAUUCACGUUACUUUCUCAGAUCUUACAUUGAGAGUAAAAGAAAGACAAAAUGGUGUCCUGCUCCUGGCUGUGAGUUUGCAGUAAAGUUGGACAUGAGCAAUUCAAACUAUGAUGUUUGCUGCAGAUGUACUUGUUCUUUUUGCUGGAAUUGCAUGGAAGAUGCUCAUCGCCCUGUGGUAUGUGAAACAGUGGCCAAGUGGACAUUGAAGAACAGUGCUGAGUCUGAGAACAUGAAUUGGAUAUUGGCUAAUUCUAAGGCCUGUCCAAAGUGUAAGCGACCUAUUGAGAAAAAUCAUGGUUGUAUGCAUAUGACAUGCUCAGCCCCUUGUAGAUUUGAGUUUUGCUGGUUAUGUCUUGGGGCGUGGUCAAACCACGGGGAGAGAACUGGCGGUUUUUAUGCUUGCAAUCGCUAUGAAGCGGCUAAGCAAGAGGGUCUUCUUGAUGAAGAUGAAAAGAGAAGAGAAAGGGCUAAAAACUCUCUCGAACGAUACACACACUAUUAUGAGCGAUGGGCAACCAAUCAGUUGUCAAGGAAAAAAGCACUUGCGGAGCUGCAGAAUAUAAAGAUUGGAAAGCUUGAGAAGCUUAGUAUAAAGCUAUGCCUUCCUGAAACGGAGCUCAAGUUCCUAGUUGAAGCAUGGGAGCAGAUAGUGGAGUGUAGGAGGGUACUUAAAUGGACAUAUGCCUACGGAUAUUACCUUCCUGAUACUGAAGAUGCAAAGAGGCAACUUUUUGAGUAUCUGCAAGGUGAGGCUGAAUCUGGUCUAGAACGGCUUCAUGCAUGUGCAGAGAAAGAACUUCAAUCUUACUUUGAUGCUGAGAAUCCUUCUGGAGACUCUCAGGAAUUUGUUGCAUUCCGCACUAAGCUAGUUGAUUUAACACGCAUAACACGGAACUAUUUUGAAAACCUGGUCCAUGCCUUUGAGACUGGGUUGAAGGAGGUAAAUUCCGCCGACAAUGAUCAGCAGGCUGCAUCCUCAUCGGAGUCCGAGAAUCAUAGCAGCAGCGGUGGUAGGAGUAAAGUAGCUACUAUCAGCUCGGUUUCCAUCUCUAUGACCGUCACGGAAGCAGACUAUGAAGACUGGAGGUGUAGUCACUGCACAUUUGUCAAUCCUAAGACUACUGAUACAUGUGGAGCUUGUGAAAACCACAUCUAGGGCUAAUAACAUCAGUCCAUGCAUAUUUAUGUGUCUUUUGAUGCUCGCGGCGUCUUUUGGUGGGAUAUAAGAGAAGCGUCUGUCAAUUUAGUAGGGUUUCAGGUUUUUAAGGGAGGCAUCAGCAGCAUGUCUUGUCUGCUUUAGUUUGUUAAUAAUAUUAAUAUCAAUGAAAUUGUAAGUUUCUGCUUCAUGCUGAAAGAAUGGAAAGGAAAAGAUGUACCUUUUCAUGAAGCUCUUUCUUUUGGCGACUUAAAAAAAAGGGUAAACGUUAUAUGUACAUAUAAAUCAUAGCUGUUUCUUGUUUGCACUCGUUUAUCAUUACAAAAUUUAGCGAGGAGUCCUGAAUAUUUCUUCUCA